AUGGCUGGAUUUUGCGACUACAGACACCAUAUAAUACACGAAUUAGUAGUUGGAGAAGGUCUCGUUUUGCGACACAAAAGGAAGCUAACUGCGUCUGUGGUUGCAUACUAUGUGACGAAGAAUCGUCGGUGUACAUUUACUGAGGCGGAUGCGUAUGUGAGGGGCAAGAGACCGGUGAUCGUCAUUAAACCCCAUCUCCGCAAAGAUAUACUGGCCUUUGCAGAGCAAGGUUUUCAGCCCAGAGUGGACGAGAUAACCGAUGUUUUGGACUGA
Molecule: messenger RNA, 273 nt
Organism: Sphaeroforma arctica JP610
Lineage: Eukaryota; Ichthyosporea; Ichthyophonida
Exons: 2
Coding region: 1-273 (90 amino acids)
Source: RefSeq, a predicted model, not a curated record